GGUGACAAUAUGGUUAUUCUGGCAGCUGGUCUGACAUUUAUUCAUUAAAAGUCCAAUAAUUUUCGGUAACAGUUAAAAUAUACGUGUUUUCGUAGAGAAUUGAAAGAAAAAUUUAACGAUCGACAUGACUUUGUACAAAUUCAAUGAACGCGCUUACGCCAAAAUGAUUUUUCAUGCUGCCAAAUAUCCCCACCUGGCCGUAAAUGGUAUAUUAUUGGCCUCGAAGACCGAAGGCGAAAUUGUCGAUGCUAUACCCCUCUUUCAUCAAUGUUUGUAUGUCACCCCGUAUGUGGAAAUAGCCCUCAUGCAGAUCGAUUCAUAUGCUGACCGUGAGAACUUGUUUGUGGCUGGCUAUUACUGUGCUGCGGAAAAUUUCUACGAUAAUACCCUUGAUAAGGCACCUGCCGCUAAGAUAGCUGAGAAAAUUCAAGAGAAUCAUAAAAGUGCCUGCUUUGUUUUGAUUGAUAAUAAGCUUAUGACUUUGGGUCAAGAGGUGGCACCUCUAAAGGUGUUCGCUUGCAGCUCAGAACCUGGUCGUUGGACUAAAGCAGAUUUUAAACUGGUGCAGUCGGAGGCUACUCUGGAGGCUGUGUCGGCUCUAUUGAAACGUGGAGCCAUGAAAGAUGUUAUAGACUUUGAUAAUCAUUUGGAUAAUCCGGAAAAUGAUUGGACAAAUAAGUUUUUAAACCGUGACUUGAAGCAGAUAAUGGCCAUGUAUUGAGUGAGGUUUAGAUUGAACUGCGCUUAAAUCGAUAAGUUUUAUACUCCUCCACUAUCUAUUUGAUUUUCUUUCUAGCUGUAAGGGUGCAAUUUUAUAGAAUAAAUUUUCAAGUGACAUAUAUGUAUUUAUGGACAAGAGUUAAAAGCGGUA
Messenger RNA from Stomoxys calcitrans (stable fly), 871 nucleotides. It is a transcript of the gene EMC8-9, whose product is annotated as ER membrane protein complex subunit 8/9 homolog. The coding region runs from base 125 to 721 and encodes 198 amino acids. The transcript is spliced from 2 exons. The record is from RefSeq and is a predicted model, not a curated record. Gene Ontology annotation, cellular component: EMC complex. NCBI's taxonomy places the organism in Eukaryota, Metazoa, Arthropoda, Insecta, Diptera, Muscidae.